This is a messenger RNA of Cotesia glomerata, 2387 nucleotides long. It is a transcript of the gene Wdr37, whose product is annotated as WD repeat-containing protein 37. The transcript is spliced from 6 exons. NCBI's taxonomy places the organism in Eukaryota, Metazoa, Arthropoda, Insecta, Hymenoptera, Braconidae. Bases 415 to 1941 code for a protein of 508 amino acids. Gene Ontology annotation, cellular component: preribosome, large subunit precursor. Gene Ontology annotation, molecular function: protein binding. The record is from RefSeq and is a predicted model, not a curated record.
GUUAAAAUGUAAAAUUGUAACUUAAAAUAAAUGUACACCCGGUAUAACGAGUUUCAGAUGGUGCUGAAACUCGAGAACGGUAUACAAGUAAAUAUAUAUAUACAACAGUAUAGGACGUGAGAGGAACUGCAAGUAAAAUAAAAGUUAGUACAGUAUUAGUGUAAUUACAUAUAUACGUCAUUUUGACAAUAAGUUUUGACAAAUAUUCUAUUAUUGAAAAAAAUAUUUAAAAAGACAGGUUGCAUAACAAUUAUUAUUUUAUAACACUGUGAGAGGCUGCUUAAUAACUAAAACCAUCACUCGCUAUUCGCAUACACAUGCAUGGAUGAUCAUAGCACAUAGCAGCUAUAUGUACUAGCUAGAUGACGAAAAUAAAAUAUUAAAAGCAGAGUUAGAGCACACUAAAGACACAUAAUGCCUGGCGAACCACCAACAUCCACUGGCACUAAAUCCAGUAGCAAAGUCAAACGUAUAUCAAUACCCAGGGUACAAAGCAGUACGGACACCGAAUUACAGUCUCAACUAAGUCAAAGUGGCUCGACACCGCUCCAACCCAUGGCUUUUCAUCACCUGAACUUUCGAACAGACUUUGAGGAUAGUUCAAUACCUCCUGCCGUACACUCACGUUUGUUUGAUCUAUUUCAACAAAUCCACAAAGAAUUUGAGAUGGUCUACCUGGAGAACAUCGGGUUACAAGAGAAAAUUGAUGCUUUGAACGAAAGGCUUGAGCGUGAAUGCUACGGAUCGGGUGAACGCAGUCUACCACCAGGUGAUUUCCAAGACUACUCUGAUUAUUCCAAAAAUCCAUUUAAACCAAAGAGCACUCCUAGUUCUGCUCAAAAAAUAAAAGCUUCACAUAAACUGAAAGCCCAAACCAGUAAAAUAGUAUCUAGUUUUAAAAAUCCAACAAUGACUUGUACAAUGCAUCGCCAGUAUGCAGGACACAAAGAUGGUGUGUGGGAAAUAAGUGUCGGACGUCCUGGCCAACCGAUUAUAGCAACAGCAUCGGCAGAUCAUACGGCACGUGUUAUUGCUAUGGACAGUGGACGUUGUUUACUUCAGUAUAUCGGUCACAGUGGUUCCGUUAAUUCAAUUCGUUUUCACCCAACAAUAGAUCUAGCACUUACAGCUAGUGGAGAUUGUACAGCUCACAUUUGGCAAGCAGCUGUCAAUUGGGAUGUUGCUAAACGACAAUCAUCAUCUGAGGAUUUGUCUGCUGAUCGCACGCCAACAAAUGCUUCUUGUCAUGGUGAUGACAAUGAAGAUUUACCAACACUGAGAACACCAGUUCGAGAACUAUUGGGACAUUCUGGAGUUGUUAUGGCUGCUGACUGGCUACCAGGUGCUGACCAACUUGUUACAGCUUCCUGGGACAGAACUGCUAAUCUUUAUGACACUGAAACUGGUGAAGUCAUUCACACUUUGUGUGGACAUGAUCAAGAAUUAACGUAUGUGUCCACUCAUCAUGCGCAACGGUUGUGCGUUACUGCAAGUCGUGAUAGCACAUUCCGACUUUGGGAUUUUAGAGAACCUAUUCAUUCUGUAUCCGUCUUUCAAGGACACACCGAAGCUGUAACAUCAGCAGUUUUUACGAGAGAAGAUAAAAUAGUCUCUGGUUCAGAUGAUCGAAGUGUAAAGGUUUGGGAACUACGUAAUAUAAGAAGUCCUCUAGCAACAAUUCGUGGUGACAGUGCAGCUAAUCGUUUAGCAGUAUCCAGUAAUGGAGUAGUUGCUAUUCCUCAUGAUAAUCGACAAAUUCGUUUAUUUGACCUUAGUGGACAAAGACUUGCUCGGCUUCCAAGAACUAGUAGACGAGGCCAUCGGCGAAUGGUGUGCGCAGUAGCAUGGGCAGAAGAGCCAGGCUCUAUUUGUAAUUUAUUUUCAUGUGGUUUUGAUCGACUCGUAUUGGGCUGGAAUGUUCUUCCAUUUAAAGAUGUUUAAAUAUAUAUAUAUAUAUGAUAUAGAUAUAGAUAUAUUUCCAAAUUUAAUACUGUCGAUUAAACAACUAACAAUAUUAUGUAACAUCAUCAGUUUCUGUAGUAUUUGUAAUUAUUAAUGGAAACCAAGAAAUCAAAUUGGAUACAUAAUUGUAUGCUAUUAAUCCACUAGAUAAUCCAAUUAAUGAUCCAGUCCUUCCACUCUCGCAGAUUACUGUGGGACAUAAAUAAUUUUCAAAUAGUUCGUCAUAAUAUUGUAAAAAAAUUAUGAAAGAAUUUCAUUAAAAGAAAAAAACAAAAUAAUAAAAUCAAAUGAAUUAUGCAAUAUCUAAAACAAUAGAUUAUAAUUGACGCAUAUUUUUGGACUUUAUAAUUGUUAAAAAUUUAAUGUAACUUAUUUGUUACGAUUUUUCAAUGACCUAAUAAAAAUUAUAAAUUAAUACUUGCAAA